Molecule: messenger RNA, 3017 nt
Organism: Pocillopora damicornis (cauliflower coral)
Lineage: Eukaryota; Metazoa; Cnidaria; Anthozoa; Scleractinia; Pocilloporidae
Biological process (GO): cilium movement
Cellular component (GO): cilium
Molecular function (GO): protein binding
Source: RefSeq, a predicted model, not a curated record
GAUGAAGGAGCCAAGUUCAGGAAAGGCAUAAAACGAGGGAAGAUUCAAAAUUUGCUUCAAUCUUAAGGUUUUUGUCAAUGGUCGGCUAGAAAAACCCUUCCGCUCGAGGCAUGUUCGGAAAGCGAAGAUUUUCCUGCGAAUCACGAAGUGCCCUCUCUCUGACUAACGCUAAUCCCUCGAGCUCGGGUGUAAACCAUGGAGAAAGAACAUAUCUUGAAAGAUGUCUUGAAAGCCGUAGACAUGUGUGUAUCCGUGGGACUUUACUUUGCGAACAUUCACCAUGAUCACGCAGCAAGAGAAUUUUACAAGGAGUCGACGACGCUGUUAGAGUUCAUCGAAGAAUCCUUACACCAAAAAAAUGCACCACGAAAGAGCGCAGCGUUUAAAAAGGACGAAGUAGAUGUCUGCAAAGCUGCGGAUAAAACAGUGGCGUGUUACUCUGAAAACAGCCAUCGCAGCCAAGCAGCCUCAGAAUUCUAUAAAGAAUGGUUGAACCUGUUGAGAUCGGUCCAAAAGUCCUUCAGUUUAAUAUCAGAAGCAAUACCUGAAGUAAUACGAAAGACUUUGUUGGGCCCGAGAAAUGAAGAACCACGAAAGGUAAUAGAUCACAUGACAAUGCUAGUACAUCUUGCCCUCGCUGAGAGCGAAUCGUGCCUUGGUAACCACUUGGAGUCAAAAAUAAAUGCUGAACUUGCUUUUGCAAUUGUCUUAAAUCACGAAAAUGCCAGAAAAGAUAUAGCUCGAGCGUGUUACAGAAUAUUUUGGAAGUGUUUUAUGAGUGUUGAGCGAUAUGACCAAAAGAUUGAAUGUCUCAUGAAAAUGCUUGCAAUUACCAAGGAAACUGGUGACACGGUAAAAGAAGCAGAGGUCUAUUUCCAGCUAGGAUUAUGUUAUUCCUUCGUAGGUCAAAAAGAACAGGCAGUAGAGUUUGUUGAGAAAUCAAUACAGAUACGUCAGAUCGAUGGACACCAGGGGAGACUAGUUGAUUGUUUAAACCUACUGGCAAAUAAUGUGCUUUCGUCAGGCCAGCAAAACGAGGCAUUCGAGAGACUGCAGGAAGCCCUUCGAGUUAGCGAAGAGAUUGAAGGGGGAAUGAUUAAAUCUAUAGUGCUCAUAGCAUUGGGACAUGCUUAUAAAGAUAUUGGUCAAUACGAUAAAGCAAAGGAAUAUUACCAGAAAGUGAUUCGAGUCAGUAAGGAGUUUCAUUUCCCAGACUUAGGAACAUGGGCCUACUAUCACAACGCUGAACUUCUCAUUGAACUUCAACAAUAUGAGGAAUCCAUGAAGAGCAUAGAGAAAGCCCUUGAACUAUGUGAAGAAGGCAAUUUAGCAAAGCAGACCACACUCUCUAAAGGCGACAUUUACAUCACAUUCUGUAAGAUACACCUACUGCUUGGCCAACACGAUAAAGCUGACGAAUGUGUAAAGCAAAUAUUAACGGAAGAUUGGCCCAAAAAUAACUUGGAUCGGUCUGUAAGCCUCUUUCAGUUAGGUUCCUUUUUCAGUGUAAAUGGGAAAUUGGAACAGGCAUGUGACAUUAUUUCUGAAAGUAUCAAAUGCUAUGAAAGUGGGCGUGGCCUUUUCAAUGAUGAGUUCAAACUUUCUGCCGGGGACAUGGAACAACACUUUGAAUUGUACAGGAAUCAUUGCCUCUUGCUUAUGGCUCUGGGUAAGCCCAUCCAAGCUUUGUGUACAGCAGAAAGAGGCCGUGCCCGCCUAUUGGCGGAACUGUUAGCAGAGAAAUAUGCCAUUCGAGAAGAGGCAGAGCUAAGUGAAAAUGACCUCAAUAUACUUCUAAAGCGUCUGAAUGAUAAUCAAAUUUUAGUAUUUAUCGCCACUCCAAGAGGUAAAAGAAUCACGUUCUGGAUAAUGAAGAAUGAUGCCACAUUGGAGAUGAGGAAUCCAAAAGGGGCCAAUCAAGAUUCUCCCCUGAAGACUUAUAUCGAGUCAUUUUCUUACGGCCGAAGCAUUAACUGUGAGGACCGUUCAUUGUCAGCUUUGUAUCAGUAUGCUGCUGAUGAUACCCAGCACGACGGAGUCAGGGGGAAACGUCUCCUUGAGGAGACAGACGACGAGGACCUUGAGGCUGAAAACUUACCAAAUCAACUGUACAAGUCACUCAUCGCUCCAUUUGCUGAUCGAAUUCAGGGCCGAGAGCUUGUACUUGUUCCCGAGGGAUCUAUGGUCAUGGUUCCAUUUACCGCACUUCAAGACGAUUCUGGAAAGUACCUGUCUGAGUCGUGCAGUAUUCGCAUCAUUCCUUCGUUGUCAACACUUAAGUUGAUUCUUGACUCCCCAGAGAAUUAUCACAGCCGGAAUGGAGCGCUGAUCGUUGGCGACCCACAAGUAAGUCAUAUCACACCACUUCCGCAAUUGAAAGCAGCUAGGCAGGAAGCUAAAGAAAUUGCUGAUCUUCUGGAGGUGGAGCCUUUGUUGGGUGAGCAAGCAACGAAGGAAGAAGUGCUGCGACGAAUAACUGAUGUGUGUCUGGUACACAUCGCCGCCCAUGGUGACGCGGAAAGAGGGGAGAUUGCUUGUGCACACAACCCAUCCUCCCCUCAAAACCCAACGAAGGAAGAUUACAUGCUGACUAUGGGAGACAUCGCCAAGGUUCGGAUCCGGGCCAAGCUUGUUGUACUAAGCUGUUGUCACAGUGCUAAAGGAAAGAUCAUGAAAGCCGAGGGAGUUGUGGGGAUCGCUCGAGCCUUCAUUGCUUCAGGAGCUCGUUCAGUGCUGGUUUCCCUGUGGGCCGUGGAUGACAAAUCCACAAAGGAGUUCAUGAUUCGUUUCUACGGACAUCUGAAGUGUGACAAAAUGAGUGUCAGUGAAGCUCUUCAUCAGACCAUGAAGCGGAUGAGAGAAUCUGAGACGACAAGGUACACGGUGAGGGAAUGGGCCCCAUUCGUUCUGAUUGGAGAUGACGUCAAUCUGGACUUAUAAACCCUUUGUUAUAAGUGAGGUGCAGUAAAACAAGAACACUGAAGGGAGAACUGUAUCACUUUGCUAACAUUAUAAAU